Molecule: messenger RNA, 759 nt
Organism: Rotaria sp. Silwood2
Lineage: Eukaryota; Metazoa; Rotifera; Eurotatoria; Philodinida; Philodinidae
Source: the annotation of a GenBank genome assembly
AUGGCCAAGCCGAGUCGUAAAGAUGACAUUGAUGAAACAUUCAGAAAUGUUAAAAGUCAAGGUUGGCAAUUAGCGAUUGUCAUACUGAAUGAUGCAGCACCAGCAGUAUAUAAUUAUGUGAAACAAUUGGGAAAUCAAAAACUUGGUUUAGUAACUCAAUGUGCUAGUUUUCAAGCAAUACAAAGAAAUUCAGAAAAAAUUCAUAUGUGUAUGAGAUUUCAAGCGUCGAAUAAUGAUCGUUUCAUGUUUUUCGGUGCUGAUGUCACUCAUACUACGUCUUCAAAAGAAAAACCAUCGAUUGCAGCCAUUGUUGGAUCUUGUGAUCUGUCAUGUAGCCGUUAUGCAGUUCGUCUUUGUGAACAAUAUUCAAAGAAAAGCCUUUGUUCAAUUAAGAUUAUGAAAGACAUUGAUAAAAUAAUCAUGGAUUUACUUCGAGUAUUUGCUCAUUCGUGCGGUAAUACACUACCGAAUCAAAUCGUUUUUUAUCGUGAUGGAGUCGAUGAUGGACAAUUUCAAAAAGUACUCGAUAAUGAAGUUAAUAAAAUAAAAUCUGUCUGUCGAGUUUCGAUUCCGGCUCCAGUACAUUAUGCUCAUUUAGCUGCGUAUGCUUCCAAGGCAUACGAAUUUGGUCAUAGCGAUGAUGAAAUUCUCGAAAAUGAGGAUGAUGGAAAUACAUUGGAAGCAAAAUCACUUGAAGAUAUACAAACAAACGUUAUGAUACUUAAUGACGAUACACAGGAUACGAUGUGGUUUGUUUAA